Molecule: messenger RNA, 231 nt
Organism: Schistosoma mattheei
Lineage: Eukaryota; Metazoa; Platyhelminthes; Trematoda; Strigeidida; Schistosomatidae
Source: the annotation of a GenBank genome assembly
AUGUGUAAUAGUCAUAGAAAUUCAUCAACUAAUCAUUUGAAUAGUUCUAUGAAUGGAACAUUGACAAAUGAUCCUUUUAAUCAUGAUGUAUAUAUACAAUCAUCAUUACAUAGAACAAUUGGAAAUUCUAUUGUUUAUUCAACAUAUACGAAUUCAUAUUUAUCACCUAUAUAUGAUCAUAGUUAUUAUGAUGAUCAAUAUCGAAAUCAACAAAGGAAUAUGAAAUUCUAA